AUGGCACAGAACGGAGCAGUUCCCGAACUUCCAGAAUCCGUCUCGAAACCUCCCGAAGGCAUUGUCCUGCCGCCCAAGGACAUAAGAGCCAUUGUCGAAAAGACUGCCGGCUACGUGGCGCGCAACGGCCCGGUCUUCGAAGAUCGCAUCCGCGACAAGGAGCAAGCGAAUCCGAAAUUCUCCUUCCUCUCUCCUCACGAUGCGUACGCUCCUUUCUAUCAGUGGCGACUGUCUGAAGUGCGUUCGGGACGAGGCACGGCUGUGUCCGCUGGGAGACCAGGAGAUGCGACCCCCAUGCCAGAAAAACCAAAAGGCCCAGAACCACCUCCGGAGUUUCAAUUCAGUGCGCGAAUGCCUAAUAUCAGUGCUUUGGACCUGGAAGUGGUCAAACUCACAGCUCUGCAUGUUGCUCGCAAGGGCAAGAGUUGGAUGACGGCCCUGUCGCAACGAGAAGCCCGAAAUUACCAGUUCGACUUCCUCCGCCCGCAACACUCGCUCUAUAACUUCUUCCAGCGCCUUGUUGAUCAAUUCACAAUCCUCCUUCAGACGGGCCCAGAAGGUCAAAAGACAGAACAAGCCCGCAUCCAAGUACUCCAAGCCAACAUCCAGGACCGAUUUCGGGUGCUGAAUCUAGCAAAGAAACGGUCGGAAUACAUCAAAUGGCAGGAAACCCAAAAACAGAAGAAAGAAGAGGUAGAAGAGGCCGAACGAAUAGCCUAUGCCCAGAUUGACUGGCACGACUUUGUGGUCGUCGAAACAGUACUGUUCACCGAAGCAGAUGAGCAGGCCGAUCUUCCUCCUCCAACCACACUGAAUGAUCUCCAGAGCGCGAGUCUCGAGCAGAAAGCGAUGAUGAGCCUGGCUAGACCAGACAUGCGGAUCGAAGAGGCCAUGCCUACAGAAGACAUGAGCGGCUAUGCCUACAACGAUCAAUUCGGAGGAUAUCCUCAGGCCAACGGCUGGGCUCCUCCCCCAGAAGCGCCUGCCCCAGCGGCAGUGCCAGGAUAUACUCCGUCCCCUGUGCCGCAACAACCCUCGCCAGCCAUACCUCAAAUCCCGACACCAAUACCAUCCUACCCAUCUCCUGCUCCUCCCGUUCCCUCCCCGCAACCUCUAUCAGUGCCCAUACAGCAACCACCUCCCCCAACGGCUUCUCCCGCCCCAGUACCAGGUCAACCUCCCAUGCGCAUAAAACAAGAUUACAUCCCGCGCGCCCAACAACGUGCGGCCACCGCUCGUGCCGCUACAGCCCUGUGUCCAAAUUGCGGCCAACAGAUCCCCGUCGCCGAGCUCGACGCUCAUUUGCGCAUCGAGUUACUCGACCCGAGGUGGAAAGAGCAGCAGUCUAAAGCUGCGCAGCGGUUUUCGACUACGAAUCUGGGUGGUACGGAUGUUGCAGCGAAUCUGAAGAGGCUGAGGGCGAGGACGGAUGGAGUCACCAGCGACCCAGUCGCGGAGGCGGCAGCCAGGGUCUUGGGCGAACAAGAGGAGGAGGAAAGGAGGAAGAGGUUGAAGCUUGACAGCCAGCCUGGGGCGCCAGCGUAUCCUGCCGUGGGAGCACAGAUGCAGGGCGGGCAGCAUUCAACGGAUGUGCAGGAGCAAAUCCGGCAGAUCCACAGCAAGUACAAGUCGUGA
Cladophialophora psammophila CBS 110553 is the source of this 1635-nucleotide messenger RNA. RefSeq lists its product as uncharacterized. Gene Ontology annotation, biological process: regulation of alternative mRNA splicing, via spliceosome; mRNA cis splicing, via spliceosome. NCBI's taxonomy places the organism in Eukaryota, Fungi, Ascomycota, Eurotiomycetes, Chaetothyriales, Herpotrichiellaceae. The transcript has a single exon. The coding region runs from base 1 to 1635 and encodes 544 amino acids. Gene Ontology annotation, cellular component: catalytic step 2 spliceosome; U2 snRNP; U2-type prespliceosome. Gene Ontology annotation, molecular function: RNA binding. The record is from RefSeq and is a predicted model, not a curated record.